UUUUAUAUUGGACAUAGAGCGUUUUAGCUAUACUGUGAUAGAGCCUUCAUCUUUAUAAAUAUCAACAUUUUUGAAAAUUCAGUAAAAGUUGUACGUAAUUUGGAAAAUGAAUUUUAUUAUUUCGUUAAAAUAUAUUUUUGUAUUCAACACUCCAUUAUCAAUUAUCUUAAGAAAUUGCGUUUAGAACAGAAUCCCGCCUAUUUUGUCUAAUUCAUAACCUAACAAAUGCGUUUUUUGUUGUCAUGAGAACAUUUACAAUAUAUUUUCUUUGGUUGUAGUAUAUAAAACUAUAUUUCUGUGCAUGUGUUUAUUCAUUAAAUAUGAAUUGACUUUCAAAAUACCAAAAUAGUUAUGAGUGCAUAUAAGUAAUAAAAUGGAUCAAAUUGUUUCUCAUCAAAAAGAUGGGAAAGACAAUGAUUCACCCAUCAGAGACAAAAUAUUCGACCCUUCAGUUGAUAUGUUGGUAAAUGAUUUUGAUGAUGAACGUACACUUGAAGAGGAAGAAGCCUUAGCUGCUGGAGAAUCCCAUGAUCCAGUCGCUGAGUUAUCAAACUUGCAAAAAGUAUGUUUGUUUUUCUGCCUCUUUUAUGAACUUAUAACUGAUGAUUAUGUAUUUUUUCAAGCUGUGUCCCGAGUUAGUGAAGAAGAAGAGGAAGAUUAUGAUUAUAGCCCAGAUGAAGAUGAGUGGCGUAAGGUUAAUAAGACCAUAAUGGUUGGAAGUGACUAUCAAGCUCAAAUACCGGUAGGACUAUGUCACUAUGAUGAUGCACUUCCAUAUGAGAAUGAAGAUAAACUCCUCUGGGAUCCUUCUGUGAUGCAAAAUGAGAGAAUUGAAGAUUUCCUGAAAAAGGCCUAUACUAUCACAAAACCACCUAUUCCAAUUGGUACUCAACUUCGUGAUGAUGAACAAGCCUUGUAUAUGCUUCAGCAAUGUGGUCAUAAUGUUGAAGAAGGCUUGAGACGUUUGAGAAUUACAGUACCAGCUAAUGGAGCAGAAAAUAUGAACGAAUCUCUUUGGUCUGAGGAAGAAUGCCGAAAUUUUGAGUCAGGUGUCAGAUGCUUUGGCAAAAAUUUCCAUAAGAUUCAGCAAGAAAAG
Leptinotarsa decemlineata (Colorado potato beetle) is the source of this 1096-nucleotide messenger RNA. Its product is annotated as mesoderm induction early response protein 1-like. The record is from RefSeq and is a predicted model, not a curated record. Lineage: Eukaryota; Metazoa; Arthropoda; Insecta; Coleoptera; Chrysomelidae.